Yamadazyma tenuis ATCC 10573 is the source of this 1599-nucleotide messenger RNA. Lineage: Eukaryota; Fungi; Ascomycota; Pichiomycetes; Serinales; Debaryomycetaceae. The record is from RefSeq and is a predicted model, not a curated record.
AUCUCACCGAUGUCUCAAUUCAUAGAGCUACAGCGAUCCAGAUUGGAAGAACUUGAUAUCAUUCGCCAAGCGACCUCAAAAAGAUUUAGGAAGAAUCCAUCGUUAAUACCUACGAAUAUCAGAGAAAGAGAUGAUAUUUUGUCUGGAAACAAAGAAAGACCUUUCAAAGAGACCAUGUUACAAAAGCAUGAGCUCAAACUAUUUCAAGAUAAAUACAACUCAAACACAAAGGCCUUGAAUUCUUUAGACAAGGACUUGGUUGAAACAUCACUUAACAAGAUUAAUGACCCAGAGUUCAAAUUUGAGUAUUUUGACUCUUUGUUGAACGGGUUACAAGAGAAGGAAGAUAGCAGUCUUUUUAAUGAAGAUUUGAAAUCGUUAUAUUCCAUAUAUUCAAGUUCGCCAUUACAAGAGGUCCUGACCAGCAAGAAAGGUAAAUUAAGGGCUAAGAGGAAAUACGUACUCAGUGAAAACGCUUCAAGGUUGCUUAACAUUGACGCUUUAUUCACUCCAGAAGAGCAAUUUGGCAAGUUCUUAGAUCUAAAACUGUUUCAUGGGACUUAUCUCCUGCUCACUAAAAGUGACUGCACUUAUAUCGAGUAUUUGAGAAUGUUCAACAAGGUACCUUAUGAGGGUGUCAGCAAUGACCCCACCUACAAAAAGUACAUCCACAAUUUGUGCGUUUAUUUAUCUGGCUUUCUCAAGAGAAUCGAUCCAUUAGAGGAUGUGUCAAAGCUUCUUCAUGAGAUUGAACUGAGCUUCAAGGACAAUAGUGAUGGAGAUGUAGGAAAGACUGAUGAGAAUGGCGAAGUAUAUUGUAAGGCUUGUGACAGAACAUUCAGUAAAGAAACGGUCUACAAAGGACAUCUUGAUGGGAAGAAACAUAAAAAGAAUGCCAAGAAGCUUGUCACAGAAGAUGCCAACGAAACAGAGAUUUCAGCAAACAAGUACAAAGAGUUCAUAAUCAAGCGUCUUCUGGAAACCUUGAAGGUUUCAAUAGAAGAUACAAUCAAUAAUAUUGAAAGACAAGAAGGAAUGACCGAGAGAGAAAGAAUGAUUGAAUUAAGUGAAAACAAGGAAGAGGAGUCCGAUUAUACAACUGCAGAUUCAAACUAUUCCGGCUCAUCAGGAAAUGAGAGCUCUGAUGACGAAGAUAAUGAGUUAUUCAAAGAUUUGCCUCUUGGGGCGGAUGGAACGCCUAUUCCAUUUUGGCUCUACAAGCUUCAAGGUUUACAUCAUAGUUAUGAGUGUGAAAUUUGUGGGAAUAUGAGCUACAAAGGACGUAUAAGUUUUGAAAAGCACUUUAGUUCAGUCAAGCACCAACGAGGACUAAAAUUCUUAGGGGUUGAUACAAGCAAAAUGAGUCUUUUUGCCAAUAUUACCAAAAUAGAUGAAGCACAACAAUUAUGGGUUACUUUAAAACGAGAAUCCAAAUUGCAAGAUGGGAUAGCUGAUGAUGCUAUAGAAGUAGAAGAUAACGAGGGAAAUGUAAUGUCAGAAAGAGACUAUAUCCAACUAAAAAAGCAAGGAAUUAUAUAGGAAUAGCUUUUGGGAAUGGAUGCAAAAUUUACAAAUAGUACGAUUAAAAUCAUCGCGAAA